UUCAGUUCAGUAAAAGUAAUGUUUGAGAUUUGAAUCCACAUCAAAGGAGUUUUAUCUUUCCGCGCCCCCUUGAGGAAGACGAGCCAAUAACAGCUGCUGCUCAGUGAGUCACGCGCAUGCGCGCUACGACAGAUGUUCACGACACUGGAGGACGCGUUCACAGCAGCAGCAUGAAAACUGCAGUUCUUACAACUGGCUGACAUAUUAUGAUAAGGAUGGAGAUUUUUAAAGAGGAGAUUGAUAUGUGUGAUCCAGAACCAUCCAGAAUGAAUCAUGAAGAUACUGAGGAACAAACAGACCUGACGGAAGCGAAGGAGGAACAUUUAAAACCUAACGAAGAGGAAAAUUAUUUCUCCCAAAGACCAGAAGCCAAAACCCCCUUCGCCUGCCCUCAAUGUGAAAAGAGGUUCACACAGAAAGGAAGUCUCAUUAGUCACCUCAGAAUUCACACCGGAGAGCGUCCCUACACGUGUCCGCACUGCGACAGGAGCUUCACCCGUAAAUACAGCCUGAAUGUGCACCUGAGAGUCCAUACUGGAGAGAAACCAUACGCUUGUUCUCAAUGUGCAAAGACUUUCACGCAAAAGGAACACCUGAAUAAUCACAUACGAAUUCACGCUCGAGAGAAACCCUUCGUGUGUCAACAAUGUGGAAGUGGUUUCACACGUAACGACAGCUUGAAGAACCACUCCAGAAUCCACACUGGCAUAAAACCCUUUAUUUGCCCUCGGUGUGGAAGGAGUUUUAACUGGGCUCACAAUUUCAACAGCCACCUGCGCUCUCAUGCUGAAGUGAAGCCUUGUGAUCAAUGUGGCGAAAAAUGUCCAUCUGCGUCCGCUUUAAGAUAUCACCUCCAAGCUCAUGCAAACAAAAGACUUUACUUCUGUCCUUCAUGUGGAAAGAGUUUUGCAAGGCUGGACUCUUUUAAAGUGCACCAGAAGUUGCAUAGCGGCGUGAGACCUCACGUGUGCCCAGACUGCGGCCGGACGUUUAAUAAAGCCACCAACUUGAAAGAGCACCAGAAGAUUCAUUCUGGAGAAAGACCGUACACGUGUUCGCUCUGUGACAAGAGUUACAGCCAGUCGGGAUCCCUGAAAGCACACAAGCGGGUUCAUACCGGAGAACGACCGCAUCGCUGCGCUCAGUGUGGGAAGAGCUUCUUCAAAUCGAGUCAUCUGUUGGCACAUACAGAAAUACACCGUCCAAAGGCUUCACAGCGAUAAACCACAAACAGACUUGGAACUUUCUAAGAAGAUAUUGUCUGGUGCAAGUGCAGUGUUUUG
Carassius auratus (goldfish) is the source of this 1283-nucleotide messenger RNA. Its product is annotated as gastrula zinc finger protein XlCGF8.2DB-like. Bases 207 to 1223 code for a protein of 338 amino acids. The transcript has 2 exons. NCBI's taxonomy places the organism in Eukaryota, Metazoa, Chordata, Actinopteri, Cypriniformes, Cyprinidae. The record is from RefSeq and is a predicted model, not a curated record.